AUGGAUAAUUAAAUUGAAUAAAAGACUUUAUUCAAAACAAAGUUUAACCACUCCACUCGCAAUAUCUCUUAACAGAACAAAAUUACUAAAAAACAGAUUUUUAGGUAUUAAAUACAAUUAUAUAUCAAUCUAGAUGUUCAAGUUAAAGUUAUUCUCAUGAAGCAUUAGAGGCUCUCGAAACUAAUAAAGAAGACGAUUUUGCUGCUUAAUUUAUGUCUUAGCCAAUCAAUUCCUGCUUUGAAAGAGUUCUAGAUAGAAAACAUAGCAUAUAAAGCAAUCUAGGAUCUAUUAAAGAGCUCUCACUAUCUGAUUAAUAGGCUGAUCAUCAACAAUAAUAAGAUUUAAACAAUGAAAAUGCAGAAUAAAAUACUCAAUAAAAUACUCAUUCAGCUAGUGGAGUACCUUAAAACAAUCUGAGGAACAAAAGGAAAUUGAAAAGAUUGCCAAGACUCACCGAAGAUAAAGUGGCAUAAAAACCUAUAAAUGAAUUGUAGCUUAUAAUUAUGCCUAAUAAUAAGUAUAAAUAAUGUUGGGAUAUGGCUUUGUUUUUAAUCCUUAUGUAAAUUGAAUUAAACUAUAUUUAGUUAUGUCUCAAUAUUCACACCUUUUAAGAUUGGUUUCGUAUAUGAUGGUGAAUAUCUCAUCUGGGAUUACUUAGACAAUACAAUAGAUUUCAUUUUUAUGACAGACAUCGUAAUUACAUUCCUGUGUGCCACAUAUGAUGAUGAAGGCAAUUUAAUCACUGAAAGAAAAGCAAUCAUUCUUAACUACAUCAAAGGAUGGUUCCUUAUUGACUUAAUGGUAAUGCGUCACUUAAAACACAGUCAUCAAUUCCGUUUUACUUAAUUAUGAAUGAUACCUCUUAGAGAUACAACAGUAUAGCAC
Molecule: messenger RNA, 885 nt
Organism: Paramecium sonneborni
Lineage: Eukaryota; Ciliophora; Oligohymenophorea; Peniculida; Parameciidae
Source: the annotation of a GenBank genome assembly